Molecule: messenger RNA, 945 nt
Organism: Huiozyma naganishii CBS 8797
Lineage: Eukaryota; Fungi; Ascomycota; Saccharomycetes; Saccharomycetales; Saccharomycetaceae
Gene: SLD2
Product: Sld2p
Exons: 1
Coding region: 1-945 (314 amino acids)
Biological process (GO): DNA replication; mitotic DNA replication preinitiation complex assembly; DNA replication initiation
Cellular component (GO): DNA replication preinitiation complex
Molecular function (GO): single-stranded DNA binding; DNA replication origin binding
Source: RefSeq, a predicted model, not a curated record
AUGGACUUCCCGCUGUUGAAGAGACAGCUCAAGGAAUGGGAGCACGACUUCAUCCGGCGACACAGCAGGCCGCCCACGCGCCGCGACGUAGACGCGUCAGCUCCAAUGAAGGCCAAGUACAAGCAGUACUCGCAACUCAAGGCCGCAAGAGCCAGGGGCGAGCGACAACAACGCACACCCGUGAAACAGGCGCCUGUGGAGAGGUUGCGGGAGACCCCGGACUGGCAGUGUGGCCCCACGCCGCAGGUGCUGGGGGAGUCCGUUGGGAUUUUGGAUCUGACACCAGUCGUGAAAAGACUCGAUAUAAGAGUCGACCCGGACUCCGAGGAGGAGGACGACAAGACUCUGGGAGAAAGCCAGGUGGAUACUCCCGUGGAGGCCCAGGUGGAGGCGCUUGACAGUACAGUUACGUUGCUGCGACCGCCAUCGCAGAGCAGGUAUGGCCCAAACUCGCCGCUCAAGAUUGGGUGCGCUUUGAAGUGGAAAAAGUCGCCCAAGGGGCAGGUGCGGGCGUCACCGCUGAAGUACACGCCGUCACCGCUGUGGAAACGGUCGUUGACCAAGUCGCUUGCCGAGUUGGAAAACGAGUUCCAGUCUGUCCGCAGGGAAUUGAAUAUCACAGAGGAGGUUGAAACGGAGGAUGAGCAGGAGCAAGAGCAAGAACAUAUUCCAGAAAAGAAGAAGAGAAACAGGCGUAUUCUCCGUAGGCUGGAUGCAGGUCAAGGGGACGAGGCGGCCGUGACGGAUCAGACCGAUCUCCACGGCAUGAUGCUCAAAUUGAAGAACGGAGAAACGAUAGAACGGGAACCACAGCCGGUCAAGAAUGAGCCAAAACGUAGUAAGAAACCCAAAAAGUACAACUUGGUAAGUGAUAACUUCAGAAGACUCAAACUGCCCACGAACAAGUCCAGAAAAAACGCUCGAAACUGGAGGAGAAAACAUUGA